AUGUUGUGGAAGCUGUCCCUGCUUGUAGGACUGAUUGUGCUAGGCACUCAUAUGUGGACCACUGACAAAGAAUUUGUAGACGUUACUAAGGAUCUAGAUUAUUUUGUGGCAUCAGUGGAGUUUGCUGUGGCUCAGUUCAAUGACAAUAACCCAGAAGAGAACAUAUACAGGUUGCUGGAAGUUGGGAGAGCCCAGAAAAAGACAUGGACAAUGAUAUUUUUAAUGGAUUUGGAGAUGGGCCGCACAAUUUGUAAGAAACAUGAUGAAAACAUCCAUAAUUGCCCAUUGCUACAUGGCUCAGGAGAGAAAAAGGUGCACUGUGUUUUCCAAGUGGAUGCCCGACCUUGGUUUUCUCGAUUCUCCAUCCUGAAUAGCACCUGUGUGCCAACAUAA
Molecule: messenger RNA, 393 nt
Organism: Peromyscus californicus insignis
Lineage: Eukaryota; Metazoa; Chordata; Mammalia; Rodentia; Cricetidae
Product: cystatin-14
Exons: 3
Coding region: 1-393 (130 amino acids)
Molecular function (GO): cysteine-type endopeptidase inhibitor activity
Source: RefSeq, a predicted model, not a curated record